Molecule: messenger RNA, 1371 nt
Organism: Trichoderma citrinoviride
Lineage: Eukaryota; Fungi; Ascomycota; Sordariomycetes; Hypocreales; Hypocreaceae
Product: Annexin
Exons: 4
Coding region: 1-1371 (456 amino acids)
Cellular component (GO): cytoplasm
Molecular function (GO): calcium ion binding; calcium-dependent phospholipid binding
Source: RefSeq, a predicted model, not a curated record
AUGUCUUAUCAAGGAUAUGGCCAGUCCUACGGCCAACCGCCGCCUCCCCCUCCCCAGGGCUACGGCCAGUACCCUCCUCCCCAAGGCCAAUAUCCUCCUCCCCAACAGGGCCAAUACCCGCCUCAACAGGGACAGUAUCCUCCUCAGCAUAGAGGGCAAUACGGCCAGUAUCCUCCCCCUCAGCCUCCACAGGGAGGUUAUUACCAGACUCCGCCGCCGCAGGGGCAGUAUCCUCCUCAGCAAGCGCCCUACGGCCAGCCGCCGCCUCAGCCAUAUGGAGCUUCUCCCCAGCCGCCGCCUCAGCCCUACGGAGCGCCUCCCCCAGGCCAAUACGGAGCGCCUCCACCACAGCCUGGAGGGCAAUAUGGCGCUCCUCCUCCAGCGCCGCAUGCCCAGGUACCGCCUACGCCACCCUCUCCUGGCUAUGGCCCGCCGCAGCUCAUCCAGUAUGACGGCACCGCAGACGCCGAUGCUUUGCGCCGCGCCAUGAAAGGAUUCGGGACGGACGAGAAGGCCCUGGUCAAUGUUUUGGCCCGAAAAGACCCCCUGCAGAUCGAGGUGAUAAGGACAACCUACCAGCGCAGGCACAAGCGCAAUCUGGUAGCCGACAUCGAGUCGGAGACUAGGAGUUGGUUCGAAUAUGGCCUCGUGCAGCUUGCCCGUGGCCCUCUGCUGUCCGACAUUCACAAUCUCUACAAGGCCAUGUCUGGGCCGGGGACCAAGGAGAUUGUCAUGAACGACAUCCUUCUGUCAAGGUCCAACGCGGACCUGAAAGCCAUCAAGAGCGCGUAUCAGCAGACAUUCCGUCGAAGCUUGGAGAGCGAUGUGAAGGGCGAACUGAGCCUCAAGACGGAGAGGCAUUUCUUGAUAGUUCUCAAUGCGAACAGGGCCGAGGACCUGGCUCCGGUUAACCCGCAGCAGGUGGAAGAGGACGUCAUGAGCAUCUACAGGUCGACAGAGGGCAAGCUGGGGACCGACGAGAUUUUGGUCUGCAGCAUCCUGAGCACCCGAAACGACAACCAGAUCCGAGCCAUCGCCCACCUCUACAAGCAAAAAUUCAACCGUGACUUGGACAGCGUGAUUUCAAGCGAAUUCUCUGGCCAUAUGAAAGACGCUCUGCUGUUCCAACUUCGACACGCCGUCGACAGGUACAUGCACGCCGCCCAACUCCUCGAGGAUUCCAUGGCCGGCCUGGGCACCAAAGACCAUCUGCUCGUUUCGCGAGUAGUCCGCUUCCACUGGGACAGAAAUGAACUUGCCAACAUCAAGGGCGCUUACCAGCAUCGAUACAGAAAGAGUUUGGCCAGCCGCAUCAGGGGAGAGACAUCUGGCGAUUACCAGAUGCUCAUGCUUGCCUGCGUUGGAGAGUAA